Messenger RNA from Pectinophora gossypiella (pink bollworm), 446 nucleotides. Its product is annotated as larval/pupal rigid cuticle protein 66-like. Gene Ontology annotation, cellular component: extracellular matrix. The coding region runs from base 42 to 446 and encodes 134 amino acids. NCBI's taxonomy places the organism in Eukaryota, Metazoa, Arthropoda, Insecta, Lepidoptera, Gelechiidae. The transcript is spliced from 2 exons. The record is from RefSeq and is a predicted model, not a curated record.
CUUACGACGUAGUCACAACUACCAAAACAACAAACUACAAAAUGGUUGCGAAGUUCGUCGUAUUCCUCGCCUUUGUGGCUGUGGCCGCCGCCUCCGAUCUGUCUGCGUUCUCGUACGGCGUGGCCGACCCCUACACCGGCGACUUCAAGCACCAGACGGAGAGCCGCGCCGGUGACAAUGUGGUCGGCCAGUACUCGCUGCUGGAGUCGGACGGCACGCGCCGCACCGUGGACUACGCCGCCGGCGCCGGGGGCUUCAACGCCGCUGUGCGCAAGGACCCUGCUCUCAUCGCCGCCCCCAUCGCCCCCAUCGCUCCCAUCGCCCCUAUCGCACCCAUCGCCCCCAUCGCCCCCAUCGUCCGCGCUUUCCCCUACGGCGCCUACCCCUACUCCUACGGAGCUUACCCCUACAAAUUCGGUGCCUACCCCUAUGCUCGCUACUACUAA